Molecule: messenger RNA, 936 nt
Organism: Stylonychia lemnae
Lineage: Eukaryota; Ciliophora; Spirotrichea; Sporadotrichida; Oxytrichidae
Source: the annotation of a GenBank genome assembly
AUGGCAGACGUUAAAUUUCCUAAUAUCUCUCAAAGCAAUAAUAACUCCUUCGUAGAUGGUAGAGGACUAAAGAACGGAGGUGGAUUAGGCGAGUAUGAUGACUAAUAGGCGAUGAGGAAUGGAGGAGAUGUGAGGUCAUAAUCAUUUCAUUCUGGAAGAGGAGGUACAGGACCAGGCUUAGCUGGCCAAAGUAUUAUGAAUGCCAAAAAAUAAAGAAAGGAUAUAGAACGUGAUGCUUAAUUAUUAGCGAAUCGUAUCGCUCUACUUAAGCAGGAAGAAAUGAAAACAUGGAAAAAAAUUGAGGAAACUAAAAAAAGAGCUAAAGAGGUAAAUGACCUUAAGCGAAGAAAUGAAGAUAAAAUGAAUAAUAAGUUCGAAAAAAUGCGAAUGGAACAAAUGAUGCAGGAGGAAAACUAAAAUAAAAUCAACCAAAUGCGCAAGUAGCGUGAGAUGGAGAGAUAAAAGAUUUAAGAAGCAAUAUAUCUCAGCAAGAAAGAGGAGGCCAAAUAGUAGAAAUACUUGUAGGCCUAAAAUCGUUAGAGAAAGAAUUACUUCUAUGAUUAAGUCUCGUAGGAGAAUUCUAAUAAGAAUAAUCUAAUCAAAUAGCAGGAGAGAAUUGCCUAGAUGAAGAGAGACGAGUAUAUGAGACGUAAGUAAAUGGAGGCAAAAGCUGAACUUGACAAACGCAUUGCUGAAGAGGAAGCAGUUAUUAGAUAAAAGGAACAGGAAGUUAUGUAAAUGGAAAUGCUCGAAAUGGAGUUAAUCAAAAAACUUCAAAACACCUAAGCCAUUUAAAAGCAAGCCUAUAGCGAACUCGAAAGUGCUUUGCAACAAAACAAAAUAGGAGGUAAUACUUCAUAUACAACAGGAGGACUCAUUGCUUAUGGAAAGGUGGGUGCAAAUGGAGGCAUUAAAAACGAUAACUAAUAACUAUGA